AUGGUCAAGGCCAAUGCUAAUGCAGCAGCUGCUGCUGCUGCUUCUGGACCUGGCGUUUACAGCGCAGUAUACAGUGGUAUUCCUGUAUACGAAUUCCAGUUUGGUGGUGACCUCAAAGAACAUGUGAUGCGAAGGAGACACGAUAACUGGAUCAAUGCAACACAUAUCCUGAAGGCUGCUGGGUUCGACAAGCCAGCUCGAACCAGAAUUCUCGAGCGAGAUGUGCAAAAAGACGUUCACGAGAAGAUCCAAGGUGGUUAUGGAAAAUACCAAGGUACUUGGAUACCACUCGAGAGCGGGCAAGCAUUAGCAGAGCGGCACAGUGUAUUCGAUCGAUUACGACCCAUCUUUGAAUAUGUCGCUGGUGCGGAGAGCCCACCUCCUGCUCCCAGACAUGCUAGUAAACCCAAGGGACCAAAGUCUAAGCCUCCACUACCGAAGUGGAACAAUCCCCCUCCAGCUCCUGCUCCCGCGCCUGUAAUUCAUGAUGAUCCCGAUACGGUAAUGGGUGACGAAGAUACACCAGAUAACCUCACAGUGGCAUCAGCAUCUUACAUGGCCGAAGACGAACGUUUCGAGAUGCCUCAAGUGCCAGGCACAGGACGGAAGCGCAGAAGAGACGAUAGCAAUUUGCAAGACCUUACCGAGCAACAGCAUGCGCUAUACGGCGACGAGCUUCUCGACUACUUCCUCCUCAGCAAGACAGACCAACCAGCAGUAAAGCCUGAUCCACCCGCCAACUUUCAACCUAACUGGCCGAUCGAUGCGGAGGACCAUACGGCGCUUCACUGGGCGUCUGCAAUGGGAGACGUUGAUGUUGUCAAACAACUCAAGCGAUUUAACGCAUCAUCCACCGUCAGAAACAUACGCGGCGAGACACCGUUCAUGCACUCAGUAAACUUUACGAACUGUUACGAGAAGCAGAGCUUUCCCGUCGUGAUGAAAGAGCUAUUCGAAACAUUCGAUGCUCGUGACAAUAUGGGCUGUACAGUGAUACAUCAUGCGGCUGUUAUGAAGAACGGCAGAGUAUUCAACUCAUCAUGCUCGCGAUAUUACUUGGACAAUAUUCUCAACAAACUUCAGGAGGGCCUAGAACCAAGCGCAUUUCAGAAAUUGCUGGAUGUUCAAGAUAACGACGGAAAUACAGCAUUACACCUUGCGGCGCAGCGGAAUGCUAGGAAGUGCAUAAGAGCACUAUUAGGACGCAACGCUUCAUCGGACCUUACGAAUAACGACGGAAUCAGGGCAGAGGAUCUUAUUAUGGAUUUGAACGCGACGAAGAAAGAACGUGGACCUCAACGAUCGUCGUCUCCUUUUGCCCCUGAAUCUCAACGACAUGCUUCUUUCAAGGAUGCAUUGCUCGAGAAGGCGAAUCGGCAACCCCCGGUGGCUUUUCAGUCCGCGGCAGCAAACACUGUCCAGUCACGGAUCACGCCCCUGAUUAUGGAGAAGUUCCAGGAUUUAGCUAAGAGCUACGAAGAGGAAUGGCGGGAGAAGGAUGUAGCAGAGGCAGAGGCGAAGCGAAUCUUGGCCAACACCCAGGCAGAUCUGAAUGUUCUCCGGCAAAACAUCACAGACGCUGAGGGGCAGCUCGAGUCAGAAGAAGCAGCGUCCAAAAACAACCAAGAAGCCAAUCUCGCCAAGCAUCAGGUGCUUUCACUCAUCACACACCAAAACCGCUUACAUGUUCAGCGGUCAGUGGACAGUGAGCUCAGCCGCAUCAAUGGCGAUGGAGGCGUGCAGGAAGAGUCAUACGAAGAGAGGCUGAGUCUCGCCCGCCAACUAAGCACAUUGCUUGCUGAGCAGCGAACAGCUGAGACGGAUUAUGUCGAGGCGUUGAGUAUGGUGGGCACGGGUGAGAAGAUUGAAAAGUAUAGGAAACUUCUCAAGAGGUGUCUCGAUCCGAAGGAGGGCGACAGCCUGGACACGAAUCUCGACAGCCUGAUCGAGAUGAUGGAGGAAGAGCGGGACGAGGAUGGUAUGGUCGGCGUUAUGGAGCCCCAACCAAUGGAGCUGUCAGGUGGCAUCUAG
Fusarium verticillioides 7600 is the source of this 2031-nucleotide messenger RNA. RefSeq lists its product as hypothetical. The coding region runs from base 1 to 2031 and encodes 676 amino acids. Gene Ontology annotation, cellular component: SBF transcription complex; MBF transcription complex. The transcript has 4 exons. Gene Ontology annotation, molecular function: transcription regulator activity; DNA binding; protein binding. NCBI's taxonomy places the organism in Eukaryota, Fungi, Ascomycota, Sordariomycetes, Hypocreales, Nectriaceae. The record is from RefSeq and is a predicted model, not a curated record.